This is a messenger RNA of Aureobasidium uvarum, 309 nucleotides long. Lineage: Eukaryota; Fungi; Ascomycota; Dothideomycetes; Dothideales; Saccotheciaceae. The record is from the annotation of a GenBank genome assembly.
AUGGAAAACUCGGCUUACCCAGCUACCGCCCAAGUCGCCAACCAAAAAGCCCGCUGGCUGGCCAAACAACUCAACCGCAACACCAUUGACAACAAUGCCUUCACCUACAAGGACCUCGGUAUCAUGGCAUACGUGGGCAAUUGGAACGCAAUCAUAGCUUCCUCGGGCGGAAAUGUCUCUGGAAGGGCUGCUUGGUUGAUUUGGCGUGGUGCAUAUUUGGCAAAGAGUGUGAGCUGGAGAAACAGGAUUUUGAUCCCUACGUACUGGUUUGUCAAUUGGCUGUUUGGCAGAGACAUUUCCAGGUUCUGA